GGUAGAGUCCAAUUUGAAGUUGAUUACUUCAUUUCAUUCAAAUCCAACUUGCAAAGGUGCAAGUCAGUCUUCCAUAGUCAGAACUCAGAACGACGGGUAAAGCCACCAUGGGUAGCGUGAAGAGAGAGAAUGAAGAAGAAGAAGAUGGCACCAAUGAUCUUAUCCAAUCCCUCUUGGCCAAUCCUCAUGCACAAGACCAACCUUUUCAGGAUCAGGAUCAACAACGAUUCAGCAACAAGCUCUGGAUUGAAACCAAGAACCUAUGGAUCAUCGUUGGCCCCUCCAUCUUCAGCCGCCUCGCCUCAUUCACCAUGAACGUCGUCACUCAAGCCUUCGCCGGCCACCUCGGCGACGUCCAACUCGCCGCCAUCUCCAUCGCCAACACCGUCAUCGUUGGCUUUAAUUUCGGCCUCCUAUUGGGGAUGGCAAGUGCGUUGGAGACGCUGUGCGGUCAAGCGUUUGGUGCGAAGAGGUAUCACAUGCUGGGGAUUUACAUGCAGAGGUCAUGGAUUGUUCUGUUUCUGUGCUGUUUCCUGUUGCUUCCGUUUUACGUUUUUGCAACUCCGAUUCUGAAGCUUCUGGGGCAGCCAGAUGAGGUUGCGGAGUGGAGUGGUGUGGUGGCGGUGUGGCUGAUUCCUCUGCAUUUCAGUUUCGCGUUUCAGUUCCCUCUGCAGAGGUUUCUCCAGUGCCAGCUGAAGACUGCUGUGAUUGCUUGGGUUUCGUUGCUGGGUUUGGUGGUUAAUGUUUUCACUAGCUGGCUCUUGAUUUAUGUGUUGGAUUUUGGGCUUCUUGGUGCUGCUAUUGCUCUGGAUGUUUCUUGGUGGGUUCUGGUUUUUGGAAUGUUUGCUUAUGCUGCUUAUGGUGGGUGUCCUUUGACAUGGGGUGGUUUUUCCAUGGAAGCUUUUAGUGGACUAUGGGAGUUUCUCAAACUCUCUUUUGCUUCUGGGGUCAUGCUCUGCUUAGAGAACUGGUACUACAGGAUACUGUUACUCAUGACAGGGAAGUUGAAGAAUGCUACUGUUGCUGUUGAUGCCUUGUCGGUGUGCAUGACUAUCAAUGGAUGGGAAAUGAUGAUCCCACUGGCUUUCUUCGCGGGUACUGGGGUGAGGGUGGCGAAUGAGCUAGGCGCAGGAAAUGGGAAAUCAGCAAAAUUUGCAAUGCAAGUAUCAGUGGUGCAAUCAACAGUGAUUGGUGUCGUUUUCUGCGUUCUGAUAAUGAUAUUCCAUGACCAAUUUGCUUACAUAUUCACCUCCAGCUCUUCUGUGCUUCAAGCAGUUGACGGCAUGUCGUACCUCUUAGCGGUCACCAUUCUUCUCAACAGUGUUCAGCCUGUUUUGUCAGGAGUGGCAGUUGGUUCUGGAUGGCAAGCAUUUGUAGCAUACAUAAACAUAGGGUGCUACUACCUCAUUGGGCUUCCACUUGGAAUUCUUAUGGGAUGGGUCUUCGACACUGGCGUUGCUGGCAUCUGGGGUGGGAUGAUAUUUGGUGGCACAGCAAUACAAACGGUGAUACUGAUCAUAGUCACAUUACGAUGUGAUUGGGAUAAAGAGGCUAUGAAGCUAGCUCACGUGUAGAGAAGUGGUCAACCCCUGACCCAAUUGACCAGAAUGAGAACUCCACCUAAUGUUUAGAUUUAGGCAACAAUGGAGUUAACCAUACAUACACACCAAUCUCAGUCCAUUUUUUUGAGAUUUGCAAUUAUAUGUUAUAAUUGAUAUAUAAUAUAUAUUAGUUCUUUCAAUUCAAACAUUCUUUAGAGGUUGAUAUGUGUUAUUGUAUUAGUUGAGUUUCUUAAAUCCCCGCCUAUAACUCAAGAGAGUGAAUCCAACUUUAGUCUUUAGGAUGGAAAAAUAUAUGUUCUUUGUCAAUUUGAUAAGGAUUAAUCUGACUUUCUCUUUUUAUUUGCAGCAUUGCUGUACCGGGAUGAGUAAUAAGAUGAGGGAAAGUGAUGAAACACAUGAUCGACCCGGUCAUUCUAGAUUUGAUUUGUUGUUGUUCAUCUGUCGUUGAGAAUCACCUUUUCUUUCUGUUCAUCUGUCAACAACUAUAGGCUAUAAAUUAGAUUUCCUUGUUAUUUAGCAUUCGGAUUGUUGCGUCUUGCAAAAGACUAGGAGAGUUUGAGAGAAUGUAAAAAGAAGUGUGAAAUUUUUCUUGAAGUUUCUUAUAGACGUACACUAAUAUCAGUUAAAAUGGAUUUGGCUCCAAGAACCUACAGGCUUAUCUUGUUAGUUCAGCAUGCAGAACAAUUAUGCAGCCGAAGUUGGUGAUUUCAGAUUCAUUUUUACCAGAAUUCCAAUGAAGGUUAAGGCUUUAUCAUGGAGAAAUUUGGUAAAGAGGGGUAUUGUUAUAUUUUGUAAUUAAAUUUGGUGUAGAGGGGUGUUGUGUUGCCAGAGGAAUAAGCAAGGCGUGUAUCAUAUGGGCUGGCAGAUUGGAGUUCAAUUUAUAUAUUUUUCGAAUGGAAGGGAGUAUACAAAGAUUUGCAUUAUUGUUGACAAUAAUUAGGACUUUUCUAGGCCUGCCUUCUUGUAAUGCUAAUAUAACGCUAUAUGCUCCUCUCUGGUUGGUUAUCAAUAGAUGUAUUAGACUUACUGAUAUGCAGUCCAUUUGAUUCA
This is a messenger RNA of Lotus japonicus, 2612 nucleotides long. Its product is annotated as protein DETOXIFICATION 27-like. Gene Ontology annotation, molecular function: xenobiotic transmembrane transporter activity; antiporter activity. The transcript is spliced from 8 exons. The record is from RefSeq and is a predicted model, not a curated record. NCBI's taxonomy places the organism in Eukaryota, Viridiplantae, Streptophyta, Magnoliopsida, Fabales, Fabaceae. Gene Ontology annotation, cellular component: membrane. The coding region runs from base 108 to 1574 and encodes 488 amino acids. Gene Ontology annotation, biological process: xenobiotic detoxification by transmembrane export across the plasma membrane.